AUGAAGAUGACAGUUGCCAGAACUCUGAUCAUCGUGUCUCUAAUUGGAACACAGGUAUUAGGAUAUCCUCCGCAAGGGAGACUCAUGCCUGACGGAGCACCGGUUCCUGAGGAUGCAAUCGAACACGAGGAUUCCAUGGCGGCUGCUUCGAAGGUGGACGAAGAGUACGAGAACGACGACGAUUCCGACCUGUACAUGGAACCAGGAGCAACAGAGCCAGACGACGAAGACAAAGACGAAGAAAGUCAGAAGCAAUCGACCGAGGACGAGUCUGUCGAACAACCUGAAAAUAAAACAGUGUCAACAAGCAUCGUCCCAGCGAAUAACAGUUCCAAGGACCAGGACGCCCAAAACACCGACGAGGCCAGUCACUCGGAAACGCCCGAGUCCGAAAACAAGAGCUUGGAAACAGACAGUCAGAAUUUCUUCCCCUCAUUCGCGGAGCUGUUCGCGAAUCACAGACUGCCAUUCACGGAACAGCGAUACAGGCCCAACAGGUUCCUAGGAUACUUCCAGCGUGAUCGUAGCGGCUACCAGAGCGCAGCAGCGACCCCGAAGGACGUUCAACAUCCACUUUUAGGAUCCGGUAACUUCGGAGUGAUUCGAGGCGGCACGUACUAUCCGGAGGAAAAGGAAAACGACGAGUACUCGGCGGACGAUAGUCUCUACAAUCCCUACUAUCACGGCGGGAAUCGUGGCCGGGCAAACUAUUACAGGAACCCUAAACCGCAACCAGUUCGCGGCGGCGACUUCUUCGCGAACUUCCGCGACUUCGCCGACAUCACCGCCCCUCCCAAGUCCAGUUUCUCGCAUCUGUCGGUGGUUUACGCGAACAAAAACGGCAGCACGACCGGCCGUAUCACGGAGCCGAGGAACAUCAUCGAGACGCUGAGAAUGCUGGAGGAGGAGGGCCAGGUGAACUCUGAGGCGACCACCACGACGGAAGCGCCGAGGAAGAAGCAAAGCAAGGGCAAAAGGAAACUCAUUAAGAUAAAGCAAUACGAGGACGACAAGGCCAGGAGGUCUCGCAUGACCGUCGAGCCGUUGUUGGCCCUCAGCUGA
Colletes gigas is the source of this 1062-nucleotide messenger RNA. RefSeq lists its product as uncharacterized. The transcript has 3 exons. The record is from RefSeq and is a predicted model, not a curated record. NCBI's taxonomy places the organism in Eukaryota, Metazoa, Arthropoda, Insecta, Hymenoptera, Colletidae. Bases 1 to 1062 code for a protein of 353 amino acids.